GGGGGUAUUCUAAUUGUGAGGGCUGUAUAGAGAAUAAUUGUUGUAAAUAAAUUUGACAAGUGAAUUUAGAAAAAGAGAUGGAUGGAUCAUCCAAAAUGAGAUGGGUCAUCCAAUUUAAGAUGUCUAACUUUUGAAUAAUUUUAUUCUUCAAAUGUCCACAAUUUUUAUUAACACCCCACUUAUAAAACCUAAAAAUAUUUUUAAAAUUUUUUUAAAGAAAUUUGAUUUACUUGUUCGUUAUGAUUGCUCUCCUAUAGCCUCAAAAGAGAACGAUGAUAACCAUUAUAGAUUACAUUAUAUCUUAAUAAAAAUAAUAACUGCUUGGAGGUAUGGAUUUACACCUACACAACAACAAAAACGUCCACAACUCGCCACUCCAAAUAAUUCACAACAAACAUUUCAACAGCCUAUAGUUAAUUGUUUGCCUGAAAUAUUUCAAAGUAUCGAUUCAUUAUCUAUAAUUGCUCAAUCACGAAUUUUGGAAUUAAUCGUCAACUCUGCCCGAGCAAAUUUUUUCUCGUCAAUGGAACCAUUCCGUAAUAAAAUAUCUUUAUUAAAUUCUAGUGAAUUUUUUACAAAUCAUGGAACUUUGUGGCAUUCACUUGAAGUUUUGGCACGUGCAAGAAAGGGGGAAAAUUGA
This is a messenger RNA of Meloidogyne enterolobii, 640 nucleotides long. NCBI's taxonomy places the organism in Eukaryota, Metazoa, Nematoda, Chromadorea, Rhabditida, Meloidogynidae. The record is from the annotation of a GenBank genome assembly.